This is a messenger RNA of Tetrahymena thermophila SB210, 2049 nucleotides long. RefSeq names its product AMP-binding enzyme family protein. Lineage: Eukaryota; Ciliophora; Oligohymenophorea; Hymenostomatida; Tetrahymenidae. The record is from RefSeq and is a predicted model, not a curated record. The transcript has 3 exons.
AUGACUAUUUCAAAGUUAGAUUUGUUUUCAUCUUAUUUCUACUUUAAUAUAAGAGGUUCAUCUAAUAGCAAAGGCACACUCUUUGGGUCUAUUUUAUCUCUACUAAUUAUAACCAUUACAAUUUCAUAUUUAUGCUACCUUUUUUAGCAGUAUUUUACUAACUAAAUAGAGCCUAAUUACAGAUCUUAAAGCUUUACAAAUAGUGAUUCAAUAAGUAUGGAUUUAACUGAAGAUCUUAUAGCAUUUAGGUAUGAAUCUGAGUUCAAUCUAAGUGUAGAUGUUUUGGAAGCUUAAUAGAAUAAGACUUACAUAGUUUAUUUAGCUUAAUUUAUUUAUAUGAAUCAAGGCCAAUAAAAUAUUAUUACUUUAAAUGUGGUAUAAUGUACAAGCCCUGAAUUAGAAGGAUAUUACUGCUUAGAUUAUUCACCAAUAAAGACGAGCCCAUCCUUUAUAUCUGAUAACAUUAACAAAAUUUUAACUUAAGUAUAUAUUUUUCUUUAUGGAUGUCUUGACUUAGAUUCUCAAAAAACAACUAUUCCAGAUAACUGCGCUAGCUAAUCAGAUAUUGAUAAUUUAAUGAAUUCUAUGUAUUCUGCAUUAAAAAUCUCAAUAAAAACUUCACAGUAUAAUACUAAAUCUUAGAGAUUAGAGUCAUCCUACAGAAACUCUCUUCUGUUUACCUUAUCAAAUCAAUUCAUCUAAUCGAUUUUAAAGGUACAAAAGCAAACAACUACUGUCAAAUAAGGCUUAUUGAUUUAAUCUUCAACUAAUUUUACUUCUCCUCUAUAGUAUACAUCAGAAACUCAAUCACUAGAUAGGUAGUCUACAAUUCAACUAUCUAAUUUAGCUUGUUAUGCUUAAGGAACCAUACAAGUAGAUGAGUUGUAUUAAGAAAUUUAUAUACAGUAUCCUACAAUUCCGACCAUUCUAUCUCUUGCAAAUAGUAUAUUUUAAGUAUUAAUGUUAUUAGGAUUUGUAGCGAGAAGAUUUUCUAUGAGCUCUAUUAACAAAGAAUUGUUUGUAAUUUUACUAUAAAGUAUAUACUAAGAUACUUACUUUAGAUUAUUAAAAUCAAAUAAUUUAAUAGAUAAUUGCUAAGAAGAAUAGAAAUAAUUACAAAUUAAUAAUAAUCAAUUAUGUUAAAAUUAAACAGAUGAAUCUGAAAUAAAAAAUAUUGAUGAAAAAAAUAAUGAUGAAACUUAGGAAAAAUAGAACAACAUGAACCGUUCUAUCUUUUUAAGGUCAGUUAAAACGUUGGACAUGUAACAUUCAAUCAAUAAAAAAGUUAAGGCUGAUUAAAAUUUUAAGUAAGAUAAUAAAUAUUCUGAACCCCCAAAGUUACACUAAAUCUUCAAAAAAAUUCAAUAAUAAUAAAAUUAUAAUUUAUCAAAUGAUGAAGAUAGCAUGAAUAAAUCAAAUAGUUAUUUUUAGAACUCGCCAAUUAGAAUUAAAAAUGAAAAAAAUGUUAACAACAGCAGUUUUUUUUAUGAUCAUAAUUAAAUUUAAAACUCAACAAUUUUGUAACAAUUUCAAGAUUCAAAUCAAACAUCUCAAAGCGUAGUUAAACUGAAAAACCAUAACAUUACAUAAGAUAAUAUAACAUUAACAUUUAAUAAAUGUUUAUCGUUUUAAAUGAAGUUAUGUCAAAGACAAAAAUCUGAGAAUGACCCAAAGACUUUAAAUGAUAAUUAAAAAAAGAAAAUUUAAAAUAUUGUCGAAAAAGAUUUUGAUAUCUUUUAAUUUUAUAAAGAUAUUUUAUUUUUGAAAAAAGCAGUAAUGAUUUUACUUGAUGAAGACUAAUUAGCUGCUUUACAACAAGUAGGAUGCUCAGAUUAAUUUUUUGAGUUAGACUUAAAAGAAUUAGAAAAAGAUACAAAUAAUUUAGAUAACUUAUGUAACCAUUACGAAAAGUAAUAUGCUAUUUCCUUAUCAGAUGAACUAUAAAAUCUAUAUCUAAAAAAUUUCUAUGAAAAAUUCUAAAAUAAAAAAAAGCUAAAUAAUACUGAUAAAAAAAUUAUGUCCUCUAUUUAGACUAUUAUCAAGAUUUGA